AUGAGUCUUAAAGCGAUAACAGGAAUAUUCAUUGCUGCUGCCGUUGUAAAAGGUCUAGAAGAAAUUUACAGCACACUCAGUGGAAAAGAACAUGAUACCCAAAUGGCACUUAACACGGAUGGUAAUCUCAGGCAUCGCGGGAAAUCUAACAGAAAUAAUGAAAUGAUGAAUAUCAUUCAUGGUAUACAUGUCAUAUUUGAACAGCCAUUUGCACUCAUCGUUGGUUUUUUCUUAGUAGUGCUCUUGGUUUUUACAGCAUUAUGUUUCGUUCCUUUAUUUUCCCAGCAAUCAAAUGCUGUGUCGAUUCUAUAUUCAAUCGUGUUCAUUGCUACUCUCAGCAUUAUGGAUCGUGUCAAUCAAAAAAGCACUAGUUACAUCGACAUUUUAAAUUCGAUAGCUUAA
Adineta ricciae is the source of this 402-nucleotide messenger RNA. The record is from the annotation of a GenBank genome assembly. Lineage: Eukaryota; Metazoa; Rotifera; Eurotatoria; Adinetida; Adinetidae.